Messenger RNA from Lasiodiplodia theobromae, 1647 nucleotides. Its product is annotated as Ceramide glucosyltransferase. Gene Ontology annotation, cellular component: membrane. Gene Ontology annotation, molecular function: ceramide glucosyltransferase activity. The coding region runs from base 1 to 1647 and encodes 548 amino acids. NCBI's taxonomy places the organism in Eukaryota, Fungi, Ascomycota, Dothideomycetes, Botryosphaeriales, Botryosphaeriaceae. The record is from RefSeq and is a predicted model, not a curated record. Gene Ontology annotation, biological process: glucosylceramide biosynthetic process. The transcript is spliced from 2 exons.
AUGGUGAGCAUCGCAGCAGCCAAGGAAGCUGCGGCUUCCAAUGUCUUGCCAGAUGAAAGCUCGCCGUUCGCGCCCGUCGAGGUGCUGGCGACCAUAGCCCUCGUGUGGUAUGUUGCCGUUGUCGUGGUUUGCACCGUCGGCUACACCCAACUACGGCGAUGGUAUUCGUCUCCGCGUCCAGCCGCCUUCUGCCUCACUCAGCUCCCGCCCGACGACAUCCCUCAUGUCACCGUCAUCCGCCCGGUCAAGGGCCUCGAGCCCAGCCUCUACGACUGCCUCGCCGCAACCUUCCGCCAGACGUACCCACCGCAGAAACUCACCAUCUACUUCUGCGUCUCGUCGCGCGAUGAUCCUGCCUACCCGACGCUUCAGCGCCUAAUCGACGACUUCCCGUCCUUUGACGCGAAAAUUCUCGUCGAGACCGACGAUCCGCUGCUCAAUGGCAGCGCCGACCGUGACGAUGCCAGCCGCCCGCCCAUGGGCCCUAACCCCAAGAUCCGGAACAUGAGCAGGGCAUAUCGCGAGGCCAAGGGCGACAUUGUGUGGAUUCUCGACUGCAACGUGUGGGUCGGCCGCGGCGUGUGCGGCCGCAUGGUCGACACGCUGUGCGGCUACGGCGGCCGCAGGAAGAACAAGUUCGUGCACCAGCUGCCGCUCGUCGUCGACACGGACAUGGUCCCGCUCGGCGAAGAAUCGCAAGGCCUGUUGAACGGCGACGCGAAUGGGCACGCCCACGUCGCGUCGAGCAGCACCGCCAGUCACGAGCUCCGCACGCCCGCCGACCAGUCCCGCAUCUUGCAGCUGGGCGGCGGCCGGCUGGAGGAGCUGUUCAUGUCGUCGUCCCACGCCAAGUUCUACACAGCCAUCAACACGGUGCUCAUCGCCCCCUGCAUCGUCGGCAAGUCCAACAUGUUCCGCCGCUCGCACCUGAACGCCCUGACCGGCCCGCUCCCGCAGCACGCCGAGGGCAUCGACUUCUUCUCCGAGAACAUCUGCGAGGACCACCUCAUCGGCGACCGCCUGUGGAAGCAGCAGAUCCCCGCCGAGAAGAGCGGCGAGAGCUGGGGCAAGCACGCCAUGUGCUUCGGCGACCUGGCCAUCCAGCCCAUGGCCGGCAUGAGCGUGGCCGAGUACGUCGCCCGCCGCGUGCGCUGGCUGCGCGUGCGCAAGUUCACCGUCACCCUCGCCACCCUCGUCGAGCCCGGCACUGAGUCCUUCCUGUGCUCCCUGUACGGCGCCUUCGCCGUCACCACCUUGCCCUUCUUCCGCGACUCUUUAGGCAUCCCCCAGACGUGGACCGCUUUCUGGGCUUUGUGGUUCGCCAACGUCGCUGUCUGGUGCUUUGUUGACUGGACGCUGUACCGCAAGCUGCACUCGGCUCACAGCAUCGAGGUAGACGAGUGUACGCCACCGUUCGCGAGACCGCCGAAGACGCCGAAUGGCACGAGAAGGCCGUUCGGAGAAUGGUUCCUUGCGUGGUUGGGACGAGAGGGCCUGGCGUGGCCCGUCUGGGCGUGGGCCGUGUACGGCGGCGUCACUGUGAAGUGGAGGGGGAAGAGAUUCUGGGUCGGGCUCGACAUGAAGGUGCACGAGAUCAAGGAAAAGGGUGACGAGGGUAAUGAGAGGAGGAAGGCGAGGAGUGAUUGA